GACCAGCAGUCCAAAGAGAGAGAGACAGCUUAAAGAUUAGGAAGUAGGACCCAUGCCGCCAUUAAUAUCCCCUUCUACCAACCUUCCUCUCCUCUCCUUUCACUAUAUUGAUUAUAAACCAAUGCUAAAGUUAAGUCAAAUUUAGCUCUUUCCUUUCCUUUGGCAUUUUUUCCCUCUCAGCUUCAAAGAAACCUCUACAACAAACAGCCAUCAUCUUCUUAUCUUUCCUACCUCCUGACUUUUCUUGAAAAAAAAAAUUUAGAGGUGGGGUGGGUGCUUCUUUUCUUGAAAAGUCUCUACUUUUAGUUUAUUUUUUAUUUUGCUUCUCUUAGUUUUAUAUUUCUUGGUUCUUGAAAAAAAAGAGUCAUUUGGUGGGAGCUGUAAAAAGGGGUUUCACUUUUAUAUUCAUAUUUCAGCUUUGAGCUACUUGGAUCUACUCUCUGUGUUUUUUUUUUACACGUGGUUGUGUGUUCUGUGAUAUACAGAGCAAGAGAAGUUUGUUGAAGAAGAAAGGAAGCUCAAAAAGGGUGUGUUUUUUUGUUUUCUAAUGGGGAUUUGUUUGAGUGCUAGAAUUAAAGCUGAAAGCCCAUUUCAUACAGGGUUAAAUUCAAGAUCUGUUAGCACAGAUGGAUGUGAUAGCAAUCCAAGCUCGAGGGUCUCAACCAUGCCACCGGCUCCCAGAAGUGAAGGGGAGAUAUUGCAGUCGGCCAAUUUGAAGAGCUUCAGUUUCUCUGAGCUCAAAACAGCCACUAGGAAUUUUCGUCCUGAUAGUGUACUGGGAGAAGGUGGAUUUGGCUCGGUUUUCAAAGGGUGGAUCGACGAGAACACAUUUGCAGCUACCAAGCCCGGGACAGGUGUGAUCAUUGCUGUGAAACGGCUGAAUCAAGAAGGUUUUCAAGGUCACAGGGAAUGGCUGGCAGAAGUAAACUAUUUGGGACAGUUUUCUCAUCCUCAUCUCGUAAAGUUGAUCGGGUAUUGCUUGGAGGAUGAACACCGGCUUUUGGUUUAUGAGUUCAUGCCUCGGGGAAGCUUGGAAAACCAUCUGUUUAGGAGAGGUUCUUAUUUCCAGCCUUUAUCUUGGAACCUGCGAUUGAAGGUUGCUCUUGGAGCUGCAAAGGGGCUUGCUUUUCUCCACAGUGCUGAAACAAAAGUGAUAUAUCGAGACUUCAAGACCUCGAAUAUUUUGCUUGAUUCUAAUUACACUGCCAAGCUCUCGGACUUUGGAUUGGCAAAGGAUGGACCGACAGGUGAUAAAAGCCACGUCUCUACAAGGGUUAUGGGGACCUAUGGAUAUGCAGCUCCUGAAUACAUGGCCACUGGUCAUUUAACUAGCAAGAGUGAUGUGUAUAGUUUUGGAGUUGUCCUCCUCGAAAUGCUGUCCGGUCGUAGGGCAAUCGACAAGAAUAGACCAUCUGGAGAACACAACCUGGUGGAGUGGGCGAAGCCUUACCUAGGUAACAAACGUAAGGUCUUCCGUGUUCUGGACACCCGUCUUGAAGGCCAGUAUUCAAUGGACGUAGCGAGUAAAGUAGCUAACCUUGCAUUGCAGUGCCUAUCCAAAGAUCCUAGGUUUAGAUCAAGCAUGAGUGACAUUGUUAAAGAACUAGAGCAACUUUAUCAACAAUCUAAAGAUGCAGGUAAUACUCGCAGCCACGGUAACAACCGGCCUAGACCACGUAGACGGAGUGCUGGUGAUGUUGGUAAUAAACAUGCUUCAGUUUCUUAUCCAAGACCGUCUGCUUCUCCCCUUUACGCUAAAUAAUUCGAUAAGAUGACGCCUUUUCAUGUGUUUGCCUUUAUGUUUUUCAAGCUUGAAAAGUAGUUGAGGCUGCUGAAGAACCUGCACAUUUGCAGAAUCAGCUGAUUGUACAGUUGUUUUGGUUAAUGUAUUGAAUGUGUUUGUAACAUGAGGAUUGCUCACAGGUCACAACAUGUGUUUUUUUAACACACAGUAUGGGAAUGCUUAGUGCUAUUGCAUAGUUGGUAUUGACAAAUCUUUUUUCUUGAGGAAAAGUUCUUACAUUUUCACAGUCAAGUUAUUGUUUUAUGUUUA
Messenger RNA from Nicotiana attenuata, 2053 nucleotides. Its product is annotated as protein kinase APK1A, chloroplastic-like. The record is from RefSeq and is a predicted model, not a curated record. Gene Ontology annotation, biological process: protein phosphorylation. The transcript is spliced from 6 exons. The coding region runs from base 548 to 1762 and encodes 404 amino acids. Lineage: Eukaryota; Viridiplantae; Streptophyta; Magnoliopsida; Solanales; Solanaceae. Gene Ontology annotation, molecular function: protein kinase activity; ATP binding.